Messenger RNA from Cornus florida, 1016 nucleotides. Its product is annotated as transmembrane emp24 domain-containing protein p24delta3-like. Gene Ontology annotation, cellular component: COPII-coated ER to Golgi transport vesicle; endoplasmic reticulum-Golgi intermediate compartment; Golgi apparatus. The transcript is spliced from 4 exons. Lineage: Eukaryota; Viridiplantae; Streptophyta; Magnoliopsida; Cornales; Cornaceae. The record is from RefSeq and is a predicted model, not a curated record. The coding region runs from base 207 to 863 and encodes 218 amino acids. Gene Ontology annotation, biological process: endoplasmic reticulum to Golgi vesicle-mediated transport; Golgi organization; intracellular protein transport.
UAUUCCAAGAAAAAUGAGAUGUCAAUCCUGCAACAAAACACACUACUUGAGAGUACAGAGAUUCGAGAGAGAGAGAGAGAGAGAGAGAGAGAGAGAGAGAGGGGGUUCAAAAUCAAAGAUCAAAGAGAGAGAUAUAUAUAUAUAUAUAUAUAUAUAUAUAGAGAGAGAGAGAGAGAGAGAGAGAGAGAGAGAUUUUUGUAGAGAGAAUGGGGGAGAGUGGCAAUUUGCGCACUAGGGUGGUGUUGACGUUGUUGAUGCUGUGCUUGACGAGUUAUCUUAUGCCGGUGGGUCAGGCGAUAUGGUUGAAUUUGCCGCCGACGGGGACCAAGUGCGUGUCCGAGGAAAUCCACAACAACGUUGUCGUUUUGGCCGAUUACGUCGUCAUUUCCGAGGAUCACACCCGCGCCACCCCCACCAUCUCCAUCAAGGUAACAUCACCAUAUGGAAACAAUCUUCAUCACAAAGAGAAUACGACACACGGUCAAUUUGCAUUUACAACUACGGAGGCUGGCAACUACCUGGCAUGUUUCUGGAUGGAUGGUCAUAAUCAAGCAGGUGGUGGUGUAAGUGUUAACCUUGACUGGAGAAUUGGCAUUGGAGCAAAGGAUUGGGAAUCAGUUGCAAGAAAAGAGAAAAUUGAGGGUGUGGAGCUUGAGUUGAGAAAGCUUGAAGGAGCAGUGGAGGCCAUCCAUGAAAAUCUACUGUAUCUCAAAAGCAGAGAAUCGGAGAUGAGGUCGAUGAGUGAAGCAACAAAUAGUAGAGUGGCAUGGUUCAGUAUUAUGUCCUUGGGAGUCUGCAUUGCCGUUUCAGUGCUGCAGGUAUUGCACUUGAAGCAAUUUUUCCAAAAGAAGAAGCUGAUUUAGACUUUUUGCUGAUCUAAUUAUGUAUUCUGUGACAGGAAAUUUUAGAACCAAAUUUUUUUUUUUUUUCAAUUAUGGAGGAAAAUUUUCAUACCAUUUUAUGGAGUAUCCAACUUUUUCUGUUUAAAAUAACUAUAAAAAGUUUAGUUUUCAUCA